This is a messenger RNA of Salvia hispanica, 4328 nucleotides long. RefSeq names its product autophagy-related protein 11-like. Gene Ontology annotation, cellular component: phagophore assembly site membrane; Atg1/ULK1 kinase complex. Gene Ontology annotation, molecular function: molecular adaptor activity; protein kinase binding. Gene Ontology annotation, biological process: autophagosome assembly; positive regulation of protein phosphorylation; reticulophagy. The record is from RefSeq and is a predicted model, not a curated record. Lineage: Eukaryota; Viridiplantae; Streptophyta; Magnoliopsida; Lamiales; Lamiaceae.
AAUUUUGUUGGAGACCACACAUGAUUUGGUACACAUCAACAGCAUCUUCAAUUCCUUGCUCGCUCGCGGCUUCUCUCUGAAGCUUCUCUUCUAUCCACAGAAAAAGGAAGUUCUAAAAGAAAAGCGAAUACUAUAUGUGAAAAGAAAAAGAGAAAAGAAAUUGCAGCGCUGCAAAUUGCAGUCAAUCAUUCAUUCAUCGCAGAGACGAUUCUCCUCGCCAUUGCGAGGAGAUAUGUGUGUAUGUCUUGACGCAUACGCAAGAUGAGAGAAUAAAAUACUGCAUGGGUUUCGUGUUGAACUUCUUUUUUCUUGCACUUGCGGAUGAAAUUCGAGUAUGCUUUGGCAUCGCUCUUGUCGUUUAGUUGCGCAAGUUCGUGUUUUUAAGUUGUGGAUAAAGUUUGGGCUUUUUGCUGAUGGCAUGUUAGUCGGUGCGGAUUGGAGUUUUGUUUUCAGUUUCACAUAAUAUGGGGAAGCAAUACUUCAAUUCGGAUAAAUUGGGGGUUUUGGUAUCUUGUUGAGUUGAGUGUAGUUUUGUUUUCGGUUAAGCUAAAUCUGGGGCUCUUUGUAUCUCAUGUGUUGCAAAAUCAGAAAAAUUGGGGUUCUUGUUAAGGAAUUUGGUGAUAAUAUGCUUGUUAUAUUUAGGUGUUGAGUGCUUUAGUAUGAGGGGUUGAGUUUUAGCUGCAGAGUAGUUUGAUCUUGAGGGUUGUUGUGGUGGAUUGGUUUGACCUAAGAAUGAGUUCUAGUGUCUCAGAAGGCGUUGCUCAGACGGGCAAGCUUGUGGUUCACGUUGCUGAGAAUGGGCAGUCGUAUAAGAUUGAGUGUGAUGAAUACACUCUAGUUGAGACAGUGGAGAGUUUUCUAGAAUCGGCAUGUGGUAUACCGUUCAGUGAUCAGCUUCUUCUGUGCCUGGACUCGAAGCUCGAACCCCAUAGAACCCUCUCAGCUUACAAGCUUCCAUCUGAUGAAAGGGAAGUCUUUCUGUUUAAUAAGGCAAGGAUGCGGAGUCAGUCACCAUAUCCUGAGCCCGUGCAGGUUGAUAUCUUUGAUAUUCCUGACCCCUCGUUGCCAUCUCCUUCUCAAAACUCUCUUGCUCUGGAUGAUGCUUCUGACCCUGCUCUGAAGGCCUUGCCUUCGUACGAGUUGCAGUUCAGAUAUCAUUUUCACCGCGGACAUGCUAUUUAUAGUCGUACUCAAGCAAGAUUUGAGGCGUGUGAGAGGCUCUUGGAAGAGCAGAAGGUGCAAGAAAAGGCAUUGGAGAUUGCUAGGGGUAAUUUGGAUCAUUUCUAUAAGAUGAUUAAUCAAAACUACAUGGAUUUUAUGAAAUGCUAUUCACAGCAGCACCGUGUUCAUACCAACCUCCUGGCCACGUUCGUUAGGGAUAAAGAGAAACUGAGGUCUAUACGAGUUAUGCCGGCUUUACAGGCUGCUAACCGCAAGUGCUUGCUGGAUUUUGUGAAGGAGGAAAGCUUGCAGAAGACGUGGGAGGAUUGCAGCAGUUUGCACAAGCAGUUUCAGACUAAGGUUUCGGAGUUUAAACUUGAAUUUGGAGAGCUUAGGAACAAUGCAGAACAUCUAUUCUUGGACAAAGCUUCGUUUCUUAUCAAAGACUUGGAGUCAUCUAUAAGAGAUCGCCAACAGAUUAUCACUGAGCAAAAGAGCAUAAUGCAGGCGUUAAGUAAAGAUGUAAAUACUGUGAAGAAUCUUGUCGACGACUGUCUUUCCUGCCAGAUGUCAUCUUCACUGCGUCCUCAUGACGCAGUCUCAGCAUUGGGGCCUAUGUAUGAUAGACAUGACAAAAGUUAUAUUCCGAGGAUGCAGGCAUGCGAGGGUGCAAUUUCUAGUUUGCUUGAUUUCUGCAGGGAUAAAAAGAAUGAGAUGAAUAUCUUUGUGCACAAUUUUAUGCAAAAAAUCGCAUAUAUCCAGCACAAGAUUAAGGAUGUACGCUACAAGUUUUCUGUGUUCCACGAGGCUUUACAGCGCCAAGACGACCACUUUGAGCAAUUAAAAGUGGUUCAUGGAAUUAUUCCUGCAUACAGAGCGUGUCUUGCUGAAGUUGUGAGGAGAAAAGCCACGACGAAAAUCUACAUGGGCAUGGCGGGGCAGUUGGCUGAAAAACUUGCAACGGAGAGGAAUGCUGAGGUUAGGAGACGUGAGGAGUUCAUUAGAGCGCAUUCUACUUUUAUCCCUCGAGAUAUUUUAGCAUCUAUGGGAUUGUACGACACCCCAAAUCCCUGUGAUGUAAAUAUAGCUCCUUUCGACUCUAAUUUGCUCGAUAUAGACCUUGUAGAUUUAGAAUGUUAUGCUCCCGAAUCAUUGCUAGGACUCUUUCCGAAGAGUGAGAAGCAUGGGACUCUCAAGAGCUCGUUGUCCAUCUCCGAUGAUAGUUAUCAGGAAGAUGAAGCAGAACGGGUAAUGGGCUACUUUGAAAAGUAUGAUUACGGGGAAGUACUUGAGGAGUCGGAGUUGGUGGAGAUCACGGGUACUAGCAAGAUGGAAGUCGAGAAUGCAAAGCUGAAAGCUGAACUUGCUUCGAAACUUGCCCUAAUAUGUUCCAUGAGUAUGGAGCUUGAUUAUGAAUCUCUCGAUGAAAGUGAACAAGAUACUUUACUGAAAAAAGUGGCAGUAAAGACUUCCGAAGCAUUAAGUCUGAAAGAUCAGUGCGAAAAACACCUCCAAUUGAUGCUGAAGGCUAAGCAGAAGCAGUGUGAAUCUUACAAAAAAAGGAUUCUAGAAUUUGAGCAGAGGCUAUCUGAUCAGCAUAUGCGAGGUGAGGAUGAGCCUAAUUUGACGGUUUCAACUACAAAGACUGAUGAUGACAAGUCAGAGGUUUCGGGGGUUGAAUCGGUUCACAUGCACCGAGCGAUGGAGGAGGAGUUGUGCGCGUCUAGCAUUUCGAAAUCCGAGAUUUUAACGGAACACGAGAAGUCACAGGAAGGGUUGGAUGAUAAUAUGACGGAUUCCUCUAGUAUGUUGAAUUCUCAGCUGGAUUCAUCGAUGCUAGAUCUACACCGUGACAAAGGGCAUGUUUGUGAAAAAGAUAAGAUGACAAAGCCACAGUCAGAUGUUGGCACGAGCAUCACUUCGAGUAAUAUGGCCGUCAGCAUGUCUCAGCCGAUUACGCCUGAUUUGGAUGGGAAAGGAAAUUGCGGAGUUUUGAUGGAGCUGCAAAAUGAACUAGCAGAGAAAUCAUGCCAAUUACACGACGCAGAAGGCAAGAUUCAUCAAGCAUUAACUGAUGAAAUUUCCAGACUCGUGGAGGAUUUGGAUGCCAGUCGGAAGCUACUGAAUGAAUCUCAGAUGAACUGUGCUCGUUUGGAGAAUUGCUUACACGAAGCCAGAGAGGAAGCCCAGACGCAUCUUUGUGCAAUUGAUAGUAGGGCCUCAGAGUAUAAUGCGCUGCACGCAACUGUGGUCAACAUGUGUGGUCUCUUUGCAAGACUGAGAAGCUGUGUCUCAUCGGUCGAGGUGGUUGCGUUUGCCGACACUUUACAUGCUCUUUCUCAGUCUUUAUAUAGUUCAUCGAGUGAGGUCGAUGAUGCCAGUGCUUCUGAGUUUUGUGAAUGCAUUCAGACACUUGCCAAUAAGGUUGGUCUUUUGUCGAGACAACGUGCAGAAUUCCUCGAAAGAUCCACGGAAGCUGAAGCUGCAAAUAAGCAGCUUAACAAAGAGCUAGAAGAGAAGAAUGAGUUGGUUAACACUCUUUAUUUGAAGCAUCAUUUGGAAAAGCAGGCAAACAACGAUAAGAUUUGUAUAGGUCGUUUAGAAGUCCAUGAGGUCGCUGCCUUCGUCCUCAACUCCUCCGGGCACUAUGAGGCCAUCAACCGUGGCUGCCCAUACUAUUUUCUUUCAGCUGAAUGUGUCGCGUUAUUUACUGAAAAUGUUUCCCAAAAUCAGAGUUACAUAUUAGGGAAGGUGGUGCAUAUUGAACAGCGGGUGGUGAAGCCACCUCUGCCAGCUGAUGAUAGUAGCGAUACAGUGACCUCCGAGAGUGGAGGCAACAAGUUGACUCUAGAUCUAGAUUCGAUUCCCAAUCCCUACGGUCUUGCUGUUGGGUGUGAAUACUAUGUAGUGACUGCAGCCAUGCUACCUGAUAGUGUGGUAGUUUCCCCUCUUUCCUGAUCUUGUUGCAGGUAGAUGUGAUGGAAGAGACCAAGUGUAAAUAUUUUAUAAACUGGACUUUUUAGUGAGCAUGACUUGGUCCCUCCUCUAAAGAUGAGAAUCCAAUUCCAUCUCUUUGUAAAUAGACUUUGCAACUCUUGUAAAUAUGUUAUAAAUGUUCAUCUUUACUACAUCUCUGUGCUCAUGAAGAGAUGUAAUUCGUAGCUAAA